Messenger RNA from Pistacia vera, 732 nucleotides. Its product is annotated as thioredoxin H2. The transcript is spliced from 3 exons. The coding region runs from base 147 to 551 and encodes 134 amino acids. Lineage: Eukaryota; Viridiplantae; Streptophyta; Magnoliopsida; Sapindales; Anacardiaceae. The record is from RefSeq and is a predicted model, not a curated record.
UUAACUAAAGUUAGGGGACUUCACAAACUAUUCCUCUAAACUCCUCAAUCAAUCCGCAGCUUUUAUUGUCCCCAGCGAGGCCAGGGACUUCUUCGUCAGAAAGAAAAACACUGAACCAGAGUCAGAACCAGAGAAAAAAAAAAAAAAUGGGAUCAUUUUUAUCUAGCAUGUUAGGAGGAUCUGAGGGUCAAGAUUCAUCAGCAUCAUCAGAAUCUUCUUCUGGUAUCAGCUCUUUUCAUUCUUCAGCAAGAUGGCAGCUCCACUUCAAUGGCUGCAAAGAUUCUUCCCAACUGAUGGUGAUAGAUUUUGCUGCAAGUUGGUGUGGUCCCUGCAAGUUUAUGGAGCCUGCAGUACAAGAGAUGGCUAAUAAAUUUUCAGAUGUUCAGUUUGCCAAAAUUGAUGUAGAUGAGUUAUCUGAUGUGGCACAGGAAUUUAAGGUGCAGGCCAUGCCUACAUUUGUGUUGGUGAAGCAAGGGAAGGAAGUGGAUAGAGUGGUUGGUGCUAAGAAGGAUGAACUUGAGAAGAAAAUUGUGAAAUACAGAGCUCUUUAAAGAGGGUUUUCUAUGCUUAUAAUUUCUUUGUAUUUCUAAUUCAAAAGAAUAAUUGCUUAAAGAUGAGUUUAUGCUACUUGAUGUUAUUGAAUCCAAUGUUGCUUGUGGGUAUGAUUGAACUUUAUAUUGUUGGCUGUAUUGUUUUCUCUGAGUAGUACUGCUAUGUAUUUUGUUUUCCAAA